Diuraphis noxia (Russian wheat aphid) is the source of this 697-nucleotide messenger RNA. RefSeq lists its product as uncharacterized. The record is from RefSeq and is a predicted model, not a curated record. NCBI's taxonomy places the organism in Eukaryota, Metazoa, Arthropoda, Insecta, Hemiptera, Aphididae.
ACAAUCAAAGAUCACACGCCGCAACGAGGCAACGGAUAAAAUAACAACUUAUAUUAUAUAUGAAUUGCAAACUGUUUAAAAUAACAACAUCAUAAACGGUAUUACAUUACACCUAAAUCGAACUUUAUUAUAAAUAUUGUAUAAUUACGAGCAAAGCUCAUCGAUCGAUCGACUGCAGCUUGGCAAUCAAUCAGUCGCGAUAUAGUCGUAGUCGUCAUUUCCGGAAACGCUUUUAUUUCGUACAAUCUGUAAAUAAUAUAAUACUCUAUCGUCUCAAUGGACAGACGCGAUUUGGCCGACGAAUUGACGAACUCGUCGGACCGCAAACAACCUCUGAAGACGACCGUCAGCAUGCCGAUACUCGGGCAUAGGGCUGCAGCAAAUAACGUCGAAAACCGGCGUGAGAGGCGUCAGCUGGUCGGAAAAACAGAAGAUGUGUCCAUAUUGCCCGUCGGCGGAGACGACGACGACCUGCCGAGAGCAUCUCUGACCAAGUCGACGAGCUGUUACUACGUGCAGCAGACGGACGCACAACCGUCGUCCRACUGCAAACUGCAGACCCGAUCCGACAACCAAUGAGUUUUUGAUGGUGACUCGUAGACAUAAUAACAUAACAUGUAUGAUGGGUAUAAUAUUGUACUACGAUGUAUUAACAUCGAGAAAAAAUAAUUACAUAGUAAUAUAAUAAGUUUCUACC